This is a messenger RNA of Fibroporia radiculosa, 930 nucleotides long. RefSeq lists its product as uncharacterized. NCBI's taxonomy places the organism in Eukaryota, Fungi, Basidiomycota, Agaricomycetes, Polyporales, Fibroporiaceae. Gene Ontology annotation, molecular function: 4-hydroxy-tetrahydrodipicolinate synthase activity. The coding region runs from base 1 to 930 and encodes 309 amino acids. The record is from RefSeq and is a predicted model, not a curated record. The transcript has 3 exons.
AUGGCUCCCAACAGCACUCCCCCUCCAUCUGGUGUCUACGUCCCGGCUGUCCUGUACUUUGACGAGAACGAGGACUUCGACGUUCCUGCGAUUCAGGCUCACGUGCUGAGGUUGGCCAAGGGAGGCGUCACAGGAAUCCUUGUCCAGGGUAGCAACGGCGAGGCACAACAUCUCUCCCACGAUGAGCGGAAGGAAGCGAUCCGAUUGACGAGGAAGACACUUGACGACAACGGUUUUCAGCAGGUGGUGAUCAUUGCUGGUACAGGCGCACAGUCAACUCGGGAAACGAAGAAGCUGUGUGCAGACGCCGCGGAGGCAGGUGCAACAUUUUGUCUCGUCCUCACGCCUUCCGUCUGGCCCAGUCAGAUGACACCAGAGGCGAUACUGAAGUUCCAUCGUGAUGUUGCGGAUGCAUCGCCCAUCCCAACGAUGGUUUACAAUUUUCCCGUCGUCACCGCGGGUCUAAACCUCGACUCAGAUAUCAUCGGAGAACUGGCGCAGCACCCCAACAUCGUUGGCACCAAGCUUUCUUGCGGGACCGUCGGGAAGCUGCACCGACUUACGUCUACUGUCCCGAUCACGAAGUUCGCCACCUUCCCUGGUGUCUCCGAUGUCUUCCUACAAGGCCUUGUCUCCGGUAGCGCAGGCCUGAUUGGUGCCCUUCCGAAUGUCGCACCUAAAGCACAUAUGGAGGUCUACCGGCUAUACAAAGCUGGUAAGAUAGAAGAGGCAGCCAAGAUACAGGCUCUUCUGGGUCACGCUGAUUGGGAGCUGGGAAAAUUGGGUAGCAUCGGCGGGAUCAAGACAGUAGUUGCGAAGCACUUUGGGUACGGUGGCACCGUUGUGCGCGCCCCACUCAGUGCACCCGUGGUGACGGCAGCCAGCACGACCAAGUUAGAUGAGUUGAUUGCGUACGAGAAGACAUUGUAA